AUGACUACUGAAAAUGAAAAUGAGCUUCUGACAGUUCUCUACGGCACACAAACUGGAUGUGCCGAGAACUUGGCGUUUACUCUCUGCUCAUUAGCGUUGAAGCGAGGCUUUAAACAGUGUCGCUGCUUACCUGCGGAUGAGUUUCCUCUUGAGAGAUGGAGAGAGGCCUCUCCGUUAGUGAUUAUUACAUCUAACGCCAAUCAGGGUGAAGCUCCAGAGACAAUGCGUACUUCAUGGGUACGAUUGCUGCAACCGAAUGCCCCAUCUAUGGAUGGUAUGCGGUUUGCUGUUUUUGGAGUGGGGGACUCUUUAUAUCAGAAAUUUAAUUAUAUGGGAAAAAUGCUUCAUAAUCGUCUUAAACAAUUAGGUGCAGUGCCGCUUGUGAACAGAGGCCUUGGUGAUGAGAGCGACGCAAAGGGACACGAUGAAGUGUUUCUUCCCUGGAUGAUACAGUUGUGGAAAUCUUUAGGGAAAUUGUCUCCAAAUGAGGAUGAAAUGACAACAGAAAAUCCCUUAAUAGCUCCUCUUCUUACGAAAUAUAAUGUUACUAUUAGUAAUGACUGUAUGCAGCAGCAGCAGCAGCAGCAAGAAAAUACGGUAAAGGAGGAAGUAUACCAUAAUGAAUCUGUUUUUGAUUGUAUUGUGAGGCAAAAUCAUCGUCUCACUGCUGAAGAUCACUUUCAGGCUGUUCAUCAUUUGGUCUUUUCACGAGAUGUCAUUCGCAGAAAAGGUGAUGGUGGUGUACAACAAACUAACUCACUUUCCUUUGAAGUUGGUGAUGCAUUGGGUAUCUACUGUAGUAACAGUGAGGAGAUGAUAGAGAACUUUCUAACUCAAAUGAAAUAUAAUGGUGAUAUGAUUAUAUGUAUUACACCUAACACAUCUGAAGGACUUAUUCAACAGAAAAAUCAACCAUUUUUUGGUAAAUCAAUGACACUUCGUUUUUUUUUACGUCAUUACGUGGAUUUAGAAGCUGUUGCAAAUCGUUCCUUCUUGGGUAUGCUUGCACGGUUUGCCGUAGAUGAUGAAAUUAAGGAACGAUUAAUUGAACUUUCAUCAUCUGAUCACUUGGAUGAGUUUAUGUCAUAUUCUCAUCGUGAAAAGAGAAAUGUAGUAGAAGUUUUGGGUGAUUUCCACAUGGUUUCUCCACCGCUUUCUACACUACUAAGUUACAUACCCACUAUGCGUGCACGUCUCUUUUCUAUUUCUUCCUCACCUUCAUUUGACCUUACAGAGAUUCAUCUCACAGUUGCACAGAUAUCUUGGCAGACACCUUACAAACGUAUGCGAAAAGGUCUCUGUAGUUCUCGUUUAGUUUCCUCUGUACCUGGAGAUAUUUUCACUUGUUUUUUAUGGUCUGGUACAUUGCUUAUGCCAAUGAAACCAUCUCCUUUGUUGUGUGUGGGUACUGGAACUGGAAUUGCUCCACUUCGUUCUAUUAUUCGAGAAUGUGCAGCAAAUGUAAAGGAAUGGGGUGAUAUACCUAUUCUAUUAUUUUUUGGUUGUAGAUAUGAGAAAAAAGAUUACCUUUAUCAUAACGAAUGGGAUGAACUAGGUAAAAAUUGUUUAAAACAAAUGAAAGUAAUACCUGCAUUCUCUAGAGAUAGAGAGAAGAAAAUCUACGUGCAACAUCAACUUGGUCAACAUGCAAAGCGUGUAGCACAAUUGUUAAAUGAAGGGGCUUACAUUUAUAUAUGUGGAAAUUCAAAAACGAUGCCAAAGGAUAUUGCUGCAACUGUGGAAGAUAUUGUUGUACAAUGUUCUUGUGAUGGAGAUGAUGAACGUGGGCAGAAGUAUAUGAAAGAACUUCAUAAACAGGGUCGAUAUGUUGUGGAUACAUGGUCUGCAUGA
Molecule: messenger RNA, 1851 nt
Organism: Trypanosoma theileri
Lineage: Eukaryota; Euglenozoa; Kinetoplastea; Trypanosomatida; Trypanosomatidae
Product: P450 reductase
Exons: 1
Coding region: 1-1851 (616 amino acids)
Cellular component (GO): cytosol
Molecular function (GO): FMN binding; flavin adenine dinucleotide binding; oxidoreductase activity
Source: RefSeq, a predicted model, not a curated record